AUGUAUCUUCUGGGAGCGCACCUACCAGACGACAAGCUGGUGCGGAUCGCCCUGACAGCCUUCUACGGCAUAGGCUACAGCCAAGCAAGCAAGCUUUGCUCGCGUCUUUCGUUGCACAAACAUGCCAAAGUAGAGAACCUCACGGAUGCUCAGAUCAACCUUUUAUCCGCCUACCUUUCCAGUCCAGGCUCUAUCCCUGCAAGGCCCGCCAAUCCCACCUCUCCAAAUGUCAACUUCAUCUUGAGCGACUCCGCCUCCACUUCUGCCUCGGCCCCGCCUUCGGCUGGUUCAGGGGCAAGCUCCACGGCUGAGGGUAGCCCUGCAUCAGAUGCGAAGCUGCCUGCGAGCCAAAGACAUAAUCCUGCAGACGAUCCUCUCAGGUCAAUCGUGUUGGAAGCGGAUCUUCGACGGGUGCACGUCGCCAACAUUGCGCACCACAGGACCGUAGGGUCUUACAAGGGAAGGAGACACGCUCAAGGUUUUCCUGUCAGAGGUCAGAGGACUCAGACGAAUGCUAGGACCGCAAAGAAGCUCAACAGGAUAGACAGGAGAGGCUUCAGCACGUGAGUAUUGCCGCACGGGACAUAGGUUUGCCAAGUGGAAGCCCUGCGAUGUGCAACGUGCAGCGCACAUCAAGCGCCUGCUACGAGACAAGGCUGUACGCUUCUGUAAUAGGGGUCGGGUCUCACACGAUAGGGCAGGUGCAAAGACUGACUUCUUUUGAUUGGAACUUGCCUUCUCUCGGCAGGUCCACCUUCGCUCAGAGCACUUCGAGCACUUCAUCGUCUUCGCGUGGCCCAGGACCAGUCUCGGCUCUCGUUGGUAGCAUGGCAAGACCUCGAUUCGCUCAGCUCAGGAAUGCGGACGCACCGCGAUGA
Molecule: messenger RNA, 878 nt
Organism: Ceraceosorus bombacis
Lineage: Eukaryota; Fungi; Basidiomycota; Exobasidiomycetes; Ceraceosorales; Ceraceosoraceae
Source: the annotation of a GenBank genome assembly